Molecule: messenger RNA, 1015 nt
Organism: Portunus trituberculatus (swimming crab)
Lineage: Eukaryota; Metazoa; Arthropoda; Malacostraca; Decapoda; Portunidae
Product: transmembrane protein 134-like
Source: RefSeq, a predicted model, not a curated record
UAAACAUUGUCACUCCAAAAAUGUCGCUUGGAGGAAACAGUCGCCCGAAAUUUUCCAUAGAGGACGCCUUCGAGGAGGACGCCGACGAUGUGGUGACCAUGUACGGGGCGACCACUGAGCGCUCCCCACUGAGGCAGGACGUGGGGAGGGGCGGGAGGGGCGGGGAGGAAAACCUGCCUCACUCACUCCUCACUCUGCCCGAUGUGGAUGCCAUCUCCAGGGACAGCGACUCCCUUAUCCCCGGCGAGGGUGGCGGCGGCGGUGGUGGUGGUGGCGGUGGGUUCUCUCCUGCCUCUCAGUGGUGGUUCCGACACCCUAAAGUGAGAGAGAAGUGGAGGAUUGUGGCCGCUGCGUUUGUCCUGCUCCUGGUGGGCCUUGUGCUCCUAACAGUCGGGGUGGCAGUAGAAGCAGUGCCAUUGGAAAAUAUAAGUGGCGCUGUCUUCAUUAUUGCCGGCCUCAUCUGCUUCAUCCCUGGAGCCUACCAUGUGGUGUAUAUCUUGCUGGCUGUUUGGGGGCGACGAGGAUAUGAUUUCUAUAACUUGCCACUUUUUAAUUAAGGUGUGGGGGUGUGCGGGUGUCAGGUGUGUCUGGGGGGGAGUGGCUGUGUUUUAAGUGUAUUUUGGGGUGUUUUGGGUGUUUUUUUGCAAGAUUUCAUGUUUUUGGGGUUUUUUGUGAAUUUGUUGUGGUUUUUUGUUUUUUGGGGUUUUGUGUGUGUGUGUGUGUGUGUGUGUGUGUGUGUGUGUGUGUGUUUGAAAGGGCUAUUGUUUUGGGGGUAUUUUAAAAGAGAUUAAUGUUUAAAAACGUCUGUGUGUGUGUGUGUGUGUGUCUACUUGUAAAGCGCCGUUUUAAAGAAAGUUCAGUGUGCUUUCCGUUUGUGCGUUUGUCCGUCUGUGUGUCCGUUUGUCCGUUCGUUCAUGUGCCAACUUACCAUUAUAUGUAUUGAAGAAAACGCAGAAAAAACGCAGAAAAACAGAAAAAAUAAACACUGGAAAAUGAGAUAAAAUGCAGAAAAACA